AUGAGGUAGUUCCAAAUGCAAAUUUUUGAUCUUCUAUCCAUUAAUAAAUUGUGUUGGGAAAAUAACAACCUCAAUUUUCGUCAUCUCAAUCAUUUCAAGGAUGAGAAAGGGGGAAACAAGAUAUAAAUAUGCCAAUUAAGAACAUCAGCAUCAGCUGAAUAGUCAAGCGUUCAAAGCUAUAGCACAAAGUUUGUACAAAGAAUAACUGAAAAUUACUAACUGCAUCUCUAUAAUUAUUAAAUCAGCAACAAGAUAAAGCUAGGAAAUAGGGGUUGCUAAAAACAAAAUUCUUUAGUAAAAGAGCCAUAGACCAAGAAACAUAGCAUGAUUCUGAGCAAUGGGAAGAACUUUUUUUGUCAAACAGCGAGCUACAAGAUUGUGCAAAAUACCAUAAUAGCAAACAAGCAGAAGAUUAUCAAGGACGUUUCCUACCAGAUAUUACUAAAAGCCAAGAAUAUAUGCACAUCAUUUAUCCUAGAUAUACAACCAGCUAACAAUCAAAAAGUGUUGGGCAAUUAUGAUGUGUCUUCUAUGCCCAGCACAGUAGUAAUUAGAGCAUAUUAUCUUUGUUGCAGUACAGUAACAGCAAAAUUAAAAUUUCCAGGAUAAAAAUCCUAAGCAUACCAAGAAGGAGCAAGUAAAACCCAAUUUUGUAGUUUAGCUGAAGGGAUAAAUGAUUUUGCUACUACUUCUAAUGAAACGCUCUUGCUCUGUAAAUCUUUUAGGGAUACUAGAGAAGAAUUGGAUAUGAAAGAAUGGUUUACAAUAAUUCAUAUAAAAAGGAUUUACAGACAUUACUAAAUGGGAGAUAGGAUAUAGAAAUUAAAGGUGAAAGAUUUUCACUCUAUUAAUAGCAAGUCAAUACUAUGA
Paramecium tetraurelia is the source of this 870-nucleotide messenger RNA. RefSeq lists its product as uncharacterized. Lineage: Eukaryota; Ciliophora; Oligohymenophorea; Peniculida; Parameciidae. The transcript has 3 exons. The record is from RefSeq and is a predicted model, not a curated record.